Molecule: messenger RNA, 1051 nt
Organism: Acanthisitta chloris (rifleman)
Lineage: Eukaryota; Metazoa; Chordata; Aves; Passeriformes; Acanthisittidae
Gene: TMEM156
Product: transmembrane protein 156
Exons: 6
Coding region: 101-1051 (316 amino acids)
Source: RefSeq, a predicted model, not a curated record
AGGAAAUGAAUAGAUAUUUUGCAUAAAGUCUGCACUAAGUUAAAAGCUAAAGCAGGAAGGAAGUUACCCCCACUAUGCUAGAUGGGAGUGCUUCAGUGACAUGUGCUUGCUUUUGAGAAAACCAGCACUCUUCAAAUUAGCACUGGGAAUAAUUAUGGUGUUUAUUUUGUGUUUACCUGAAUUUUUCAAAAUCCAUGAAGCUAACACUGUAAUUGUGUCAUGCACUGACACCUGCUCAUCAACUAACAUCACUUUUCCACUUUGUACUUUCAACAAUUCUUGCAAAACAUCAGUGCAACAAAGAAGAGAAAAGCAUACUGUUUUGCUGAAGGCUAUUGCAAAUAAUUCCAAUUUCCAAAGUAUCUCAUGUAUUUGCCAGUCCUCCAGGAGGGAACAGCAGUCCCAUCCUCAACACACAGAGUGUGAAUCCAAGAGGGAUGUGAAUGUUGAUGGACAAGGGUUAGGGUCAUUUUCAUUUUUGUUUCCAAAAACAAAAGGCUCACUUGAAGUGCAAACAGAAGAUGUUAUUUAUUUUUAUAAAUAUUUUAAUGUCACUACAGUUUCCAUGAUAGAAACAGAGCAUAAUACUUACUACCUGCUGGAAAUCCACAUCAACAGUUCUAUGGCUGGAGGAGGAAAUGCAGCUGAAGAACACCUAAAUCAUUCUUGUCUGCUGGCAAUGAUGGAAGACCAAAAUGACUGUAUAAAUAUUUCACUGCAACUGAAGUCUUCUGUGGAAUAUCCAAUGUGUAUGACGAAGAUCAUUUGGCUCACUCUGAUUCUAGUAGUUUUUGUGUUUACUAUAUCAAUUGUCAUCUACAAAAUAGUCCAAGAAAAUAAACAAAACUAUCGUAAACAGAGAAUAGCAACAUUGCUUUCUACUAUUCUAAGAAGAAAGAGUUCCACACAUGCAAGAAGAACAGUAUCUGCUACUAAAAUUCAUCCUUUUCCUGUGAAAACCAGCAAAGCACAGACUUCACUUUCUGCACAGACUACAAAGUUACUGCCUGUAAUUCCUGAACAAGAGCAUUGUCAUGUGGGUCAACUGUAG